Messenger RNA from Pseudozyma hubeiensis SY62, 4167 nucleotides. RefSeq lists its product as hypothetical. The transcript is spliced from 3 exons. Lineage: Eukaryota; Fungi; Basidiomycota; Ustilaginomycetes; Ustilaginales; Ustilaginaceae. Bases 1 to 4167 code for a protein of 1388 amino acids. The record is from RefSeq and is a predicted model, not a curated record.
AUGAUCGGCGAGGACGGCAAGCGGGCUCGAUAUCGCUGCGAAUGCCUCUACGGCAUCCGAAUGCUGCUCCGAAGAGCUACGACAGGAUCGGCUCAUCUUUCGAAAGUCUGGACAGCAGAUCGGCCUUGGCCAGACGACGCUUCGUCCUUCGAGCAUUCGUCGUGCUCCCUUCGCCUUCGCUCAUCUUCAGAGGCAGCCAGAGUGGAUAAGACAGGAGCAGGGAGAAGACUCAAACAGACGGAUGGCUUUCACUACGACACUCUGCAUCUUUUGCCGCUCGGUGUAGACCUGCUGCCGCCAUCGACCGACUUUGUCUCAAACAUUCCGCACUCGACGACCUUUCCAGCCGUUCACAUCACAGUAACUCGACCUGGUCAACCUAUCUUGCUCACCAUCAUCAUCAUCAUCAUCAUCAUCCCGUUUACUCCCUGUCUCGUACCCACACUCUCUUUGAUCCUCUCCACUCUUGCUCCUUCUCAUUAUCGCCCUGCUCCAUCUCAUCCUCACCUUGCUGCUCGUCAACUUUCUUCGUCUAUACCUCCAUCCUGCACAACUUUGAUCUCUUCAUCAAUCUCGGACCACCACAACCGCUGCUCAAAAGUCUACUUUGCGGUGCUAUCUACUCUCAUCUUCUUUUUCGCUUGCCGGACUCUUGAAGCGACAGCAACAAUGCUCGUCUACAUGUCUCAGUACGUCGAAGAGCGCUCGGCAGCCCAGGCGCCAGCAGCAAUCAGAACUUCGGCGAAGCCCGCCACUUCCAAGACCAAAAAGGGCAAGAUCAACUUCGUCUCCAAGGCGAGUCUCGCCAUGUUUGACCCUCGCCUUGCUAUGGGCAUCGAUUCGGGCAACAACUGGUACGACGGCUCUAGCUCGCCAUCCUCGUUCAGCCAUUCUGCGCAGCCUGCCCUCCGUCACAGCGAGGAUAGUGCACGCAAUCAGCAGUGGACCACUAGCCCUACACCCGAGCUCGAGGCGUUUGCGACCCCUACCGUCGACGAGCCCUACCACGGAUCGUCGAGCGCAGCAGGCGCCGCCGAAAUGACACGACAGCCCUCCGCUUCGUCAUCCGUCUUCGAAGACGAUCGUGACAUCCCGGAGACAUCAUCACGAAGACGCUUCCUGUCGCGCAAGAGCGUCGCUCAGGCCAGGGCAGCCACCCCGACCGACGAUGUCCUCUUCUCUCCCCUUGGUGCCAAGGUAAAGCCGAACCGCAGUGCAGGCGCUGCUUCUGUCUCGAGUGCGUCGUCCUUCUCCCGUUUCUUCGCCCGCAAGAAGAAGGACAAGGCUUCUCACCUCGGCGGUUUGGCAUCCAGAUCAACGCCUGAUCUGUUUGAUGGCGUCCCUCAGAGCGCUCCACCUACCACCAUGACCUUUGAGCAAUCCGGAUUCACAUUCUCGCCGCAACGUAAAGCCUCGGACUCCUGCAGCCUCUACGACUCGCCUUCGUCGCUACCCACCAGUCCAGAGCGUCGACCCGUCCGGCUGGCCCAAGACUUCAGCCCGGUGCACACAUCACCCCUGAGUGUCAAGCAGAGCAUGCCUGCCCUUCGUCAGAUUCGCGAGGCGCACAAUGCCGCCAGCACAGCUCAAACCAGAUCCAUCGUCUUUGCCAGCCCGGAAAAGAGGCAACGACCUAGGCAGUCGACUGCGCCGUCGAGGAACGACUCCUUCGACGUCGCGCCAGCUCUUCCGCCUCUGCCGAGCUUUGACACUUCUUCUCCCAUGAUCCCACUCGAAUUCGCCUGGGACUCGAAGCGCGGCGUUGGCCGAGAAAGCCAGAUGCCAUCUACAGGCUCCAAUGCACGACCUAUAAGCCGCGUCGUAUCUAGCACGAGUCGUGGCGUACCCAGCCCUGGUCUCAACCCUAUUCGCCUCAAUGACCCUCGAAAGUCGACCCUCACGCUUCGCAAUGAGCCUGCCCUUCGCUUUGCUGAUGAUGUCAAGUCGGCUCCCGCCAAGUCUAGCGUGACGAGGCCCGCUGCCUCGCCUAGACGUGCCGAGAAGAGACUUUCGAUGACGCAAAAGGUGGUUGACGGUCUCCUCGAUCAAGACCGCGGCCGCGAGGAACCAGAGAUGCGCUCGCGCAGAGUCGACAUGGAAGUGCGCUCAGCACGCAGGAGAAGCCGCAGCGUCGACGGUCGCACGCUGUCUUCAUUCAAGCAGAACGAUGUUGUCAGUCCUGCGAGCUCCAACAGCCAUUCCGACUCUGUUUUCCCCGCCUUCGUCCGACAUGCUCCGGCCUCACCUGGGAGGGCCAGCAGUCCUCAACCUCGCUACUUUGCCGAGGUCGAGACAGCCAACUCUGUCACACCCACACCCAAGCAGCCGCCCUCAUUCAGCACUCCGACUUCAACCUCUCCGAGCAGGUCCGCCGCUCAGAGCAUCGCGCGCAGCCCGUCGCCGGCCAGCAGAAGCCCACAACGCAAGACGUCGGGCGAAACACAUCAAGCCAGGCGUGUCAACUUUGUAGGUCAGCGCGCCAAGGCUGUCGCCGUCGCCAGCCCUCUGUUGCUCUCGAAGAGUCCACGUUUGGGAGGAGGCCGCAGCGGUACGCCUCUGCCUGUUGUCAACAUCAUGCCUCCCACUCCCGAUCUGGGCGUAAGCGAGCAGGAUGAGAGGGUUCAAGCAGCAGCGCCUCAGCAGGAGCACGAGAUUACUGCUCCUAGUCAGACGGUGACGAGAGAGCCAGCUGUAGCGGCUGUCGAAGCACCCGUUGCUGUCAAGGCGGCUGGCAAUAUUUCGUCACAGGUCAAGACGCAAGUUGGAUCCGUAGCGCGAGCCGUGUCUUCUCGAAAAGGAGCAACAACGCCAACGCCGGCUACCAAGCCCGUCGUGGUAGCGCAAUGCAAGUCUGUCGAGACUGCUCCGGUCGUCAUCAUGAGUCCGGAGAGCGUCUAUUCACCUGCUUCGGUCUACUCGCCCGAGGCGAACGACGGCGCUUUCUCGUCUCUUCACGGCAUCCUCACCGGUGAUGGGGAGGUGAUGACCAAGGAGGAUUUGCAGGUCACCGCUGACUCUGUGGCGGCAGAGUUGAGCUACGUUGGCAUGCCCCGCACGGACAGCGUUACGAGCGAGCUCUCAGAGGUCAGCAGCGCCCGCAGCAGCUCGUCAGGCGCAUUUGCCUUUUCACGCAGCAUGUCCAACUCGUCGCUCAACAGCGGCGGCACCUUCAGCUCGGCUUCGAGCAACGCUUCAGAGAGCCCUGAGCGCAAGAUGGGCUUCUUGCCCAGCGUGGACUCAUUCGACUUUUCGCCGACAAAGAUAACUAACAGCUCUUCGGUCGCUUCUUCGAUCGGGACGAGCAUCUUUGAGGUGGAAGCCGAAUUGAGGAGCUCGUCGACGGCCAAGGGCGAGCCCGUCAAGCUGAAGACUCCGUUCGAGCUGAAGGGUCUGGGGUUGGAUGCCGAUGCAGCACAAUCUGCAGGGGCGGACUCGAGCGACUGCGAGACUCCGACUCUUGCAUCCUGUCGUCAAAUGGGCGUCAACGCUAGACCUCGUGACAAGGCUCAGCAAGAAAAGAUCAUGGCGAACAGGCAGCUUGGGCUCAGCAUGGAUCUCAGCGAUCUGGCCCAGGAGCUCGGCCUGGGACGCCUUAGCCAGAUCGGGCUGGCUCAUCUCAAGGGGAUCGAGUCGCUCGCGGAAGUGCCUGCACGUCAGCCCAAUACGACGUCGGUUGUCGCCAAAAAGGUCCAGCCUAUCAAGCCACCCAAGUCUUCUGCACGUAUCGCUGGAGCCGCUUCUUCUUCCAACGCUGUUGGCGCAGCUGCUGCAGAUGCCAAGUCGGCACCACGCUUCGGCAUGGGCAUGAAGGACUUUGCUUCUUCGGCCGCUAUGUCUCCUCUACCCGUGUCGAUCGCUGGUCGAUCGCCACAGACGCCUCCUCGCAAGCCGUCGCCGAUGGUCGAAACCAAUCCUGGACGCAUAGUGUCGGCUUCGGGCGUGCCGAAAGCCGAUGGCGGUUUUGGAUUGGGGCUCAACUUUGUCGAGUCCCCUUCGCCGCAGGCUCCGCUUCGAAAAGCGGCCAUCGCACCGGGAAGCUACGGUCAACACGUGCUGGAGCAGACCCACAUCAUCCCGUCCCAGUUCUACCAGCAACCACAACAUUCUUAUCACGCCCACGAACAGCAACAGGAGGAGGAGGCAGAGUGGGUCGGCGUAGCAAUGUGA